GGUAGGAGGGGCCAGGCAAACGGGAAACAGCAUCCACUGCGGAAGCUUUAUGCAAAAGGUCUACGCUGGCCCCGUCAAAGCUCAGCCAAGUGCCGCCUUGGUCGGUAGAACGGUGUGCGAAGCUUGACAGCCAGCUUGCGAGAUAAGCGAUACGAUGGAGACUACUGGACCGUAAAACGUAGUAUGUAGCUAACAAGAUUGUUGUUUACGUCUUCAAACGGCGCAAAACAUAUUUUGCCCAUUUAUAGCGAGCUCGCGACCAUGCUGCCUGUCACAAUACAGACCGUUGGAGGUGGUGACAUAUUUGACACAAUUCAACGAGGAAACAUUGAUCAAUGCGCGGACAUCAUUCAGCUUGACCGAUCGACGCUCAAACAAAAGGGAUGGGGCGGGUUCACGCCCCUCCACUACGCCGCGUACCAGGGGAACCGCGGGCUGGCCGCGCUGUUACUGAGCAACGGAGCGGACACCAACACGCCCUGCGACGCCGGCCAGACGCCCUUCCACUUCGCCUGCAGGAACGGAAACGUGUCCAUCAUGCAUCAGAUGCUGCAGCACGGGGCAGACCUCCAGAGCGUGGAUCAGCAGGGCAAGACCGCCCUGCACCACGCCGUCACCGGAGGAAAUGUGUUGGCCAUCCAGUACCUGCAGGAGACGGGAAUGUUCCGGUUUGCGGAUACAGACAAGUCCCUGAUCACUCCCCUGCACCUGGCCGCCUCCACGGGGAACUCGGACAUGGUCCGGUACCUCCUGCGGAACAACCGGUGCGCGGUGGACGCCGCGGACCAGCAGGGGGCGACGGCGCUGCACGUGGCCGCGGAGAAGGGGGCGGUGGAGGUGAGCUGGCUGCUCCUGCAGGAGGGCGGGCUCCAGACCCUGCACCUGAAGAACAGCCAGGGCCUGACGCCCUACGACCUCUGCCGACGGGGAACCACCUUCAGACAUCAGCAGCUUACACAGAUCCUCGAAAAGUUCAUCAAUGAGCCAAUGGACCAGAAACCCAAAGUGUCGUAUGGCAUGUACUACUGGACGCUGGUGUUCCCCUGUGUGAGCGGGGCGGCGGUCCUCCUUAUCGCUGCGGGCCUGGGGGGGUACGGCGGGGUGUUCUGCGCCCUGAUCUUCCCCUGGCUGGCCAGGAGCCUCCUGUCCCAGUACCACAGGGUCAACGGCCACCAGGGGCUGCCAAACCCAGUUUACCUCGGCACCCUGACAGCUGGGAUCUUCCACUCCUGCGUCUGCUUCUACUACAAGAUUCUGCCUGGUCUCUGGCCGUCCCCCGCCCUGCUGCACGUGUCCCUGGCGCACUUCUCGGCGGUGCUGUGGCUGUUCUGGAGGGUUCUGCGGAGGGACCCGGGCCGGCUGCGGCCCGCCGACUCGGACCCCCGGUUCUCCAGCGUCAUGAGUCUGGUGGAGGCCGACCAGAGCGGCAGCAGGUUCUGCAUCUACUGUGAGAUAUUCCAGCCGGACAGCUGUAAGCACUGCAGGCUGUGUAACGCCUGCGUGCUGGACUACGACCACCACUGCCUGUUCCUCAACCAGUGCGUGGGGCGGAGCAACCACCGGCUCUUCCUGCUCUUCAUCGUCUCCAUGGCGACGGCGCACCUCCUCUUCCUGUACGCGGCGGGCUGCUUCCUGUGGGGCCGGGGCUUGGGCCGGGGCGGGUCGGGGUGGUGGGCGGUGGCGGGAGAUGAGACCUGGGCGCUGGUGCUGACCGUCAUGAACGCGCUGACACUCGUCUGGGAGUGCUGGCUGCUGGUGGAGCAGUUUGACGCCGUCUCCAUGGGAACCACCACCUACUUCAAGCGCUGCGACGGAGCGAAGCGCCCCCUGUGGCAGAGAUGGGGAACUGCGCUCUCCUUCAUGCUGGAGGGCAGGCGGCCGCGAGCCAGCGGGAGGUCUGAGGCGGUUUAACGCUGUGUGUGUGUGUGUGAGUGUGU
Messenger RNA from Conger conger (European conger), 1937 nucleotides. RefSeq names its product putative ZDHHC-type palmitoyltransferase 6. The transcript has 11 exons. The coding region runs from base 262 to 1911 and encodes 549 amino acids. Lineage: Eukaryota; Metazoa; Chordata; Actinopteri; Anguilliformes; Congridae. Gene Ontology annotation, molecular function: palmitoyltransferase activity; protein binding. The record is from RefSeq and is a predicted model, not a curated record. Gene Ontology annotation, cellular component: Golgi membrane. Gene Ontology annotation, biological process: protein palmitoylation.